AUGGGUCGCUAUCUGCUUAGCGGGGCCCGGCGAUUUUCAAGCGACAUUUUUCAGACUGUUCGAUCCUACAGUCCACAGCAAAGUCGCUUUCCUUUCUACUUUCGUGCUUCUACCGAUCUUCAAUUUAAUACCCCACGUCCGUCCCUCUGCUCUCGAGCCUUCGGUACCUCCGCUUCGCUGGCCGCGCUCUCCGGGAAACCCUCGAAAUUAGUUGCAGCUAUGGCAUCUGCCGCUGACCUUCCUGUCGCCGUUGAGGGGCUGACCAUCCAGUCGACCUCUGAGACCUCCAAGUUCCCCAACUGCUACCCCUCGUUAAACCCUGUCGACCUCUACAGAGCACACAUUGCGGAGAAGCUGGGUGCCGCAGCUGGCAUCGAGCCUGAGAAGCUUUACUCCAAGCUGCAAUGGACCAAUACACUGGACAAGGGUGACUUGCUUCUGCCGGUUCCAUCCUUACAAAUCAAGAAGAACCCUCAAGAACUGUGCAAGGAGCUUGCAGAGAAGUUCCCCGAAUCUGAUCUGGUUGCGCCUCCUGUCCCAUUUGGCGUCCAUCUGCAGUUCUUCUUCAAGCCCGAACCUCUCACCAAGACCGUCGUUUCCCGUAUUCUGAAGGAGAAGGCUACAUUCGGUACCAAUGGCAACCAGGGUUUGCGAGAUCCCUUGGAUCCUUCCAAGGGAAAGAAGAGAAUCAUUGUCGAGUUCUCGUCGCCUAACAUCGCCAAGCCCUUCCAUGCUGGUCACCUUAGAAGUACCAUCAUCGGAGGUUUCCUGGCGAACCUCUACACCGUUAUGGGUUGGGACGUCAUCAAGAUGAACUACCUCGGUGAUUGGGGAAAGCAAUACGGUCUCCUUGCCAAUGGUUUCAAGCGCUUUGGUAAUGAGGAGGAGCUGCUUAAGAACCCUAUCAACCACUUAUUCGAUGUCUACGUCAAGAUCAACCAGAUUGUCGCGGAGCAGGAGGGUCCUAUCAAGGUUUUGAAGGACCAGAUCAAGGCCAAGAAGGAGAAGAACGAGGAUGUGACUGAGCUUGAAGCCGAGCUUGCCAAGCUCGUUGAUGUUAGCGAGGACGAAAAGGCUCGUCGUUACUUCAAGAGCAUGGAGGACGGAGACCAGGAGGCUCUCGCCCUCUGGCGGCGAUUCCGCGAUCUCAGUAUCGAGAAGUACAAGCAGACCUAUGCUCGUCUCAACAUUGACUUUGAUGUCUACUCUGGAGAGUCUCAGAUCAAGAACGAAAGCAUGACCGCCGCCUACCAGGCUAUGGAAAAGGCUGGAGUUUCGGAGAAGUCCGAGGGCGCUGUCAUCGUUGACUUCACCAAGCACGGCGCUAAGAAGCUCGGAAAGGCCAUCAUUGUCCGCAAGGAUGGCACUCCUCUGUACCUGACGCGUGAUAUUGGAGCUAUCAUGGAGCGUGAUGAGGCCUACCACUUCGAUAAGAUGAUCUACGUGGUCGCGGCACAGCAGGAUCUCCACUUGGCUCAACUCUUUAAGAUCACAGAGCUGAUGGGCCACAAGGAUUUGGCCAGCCGCUGCCAGCACAUCAACUUCGGUAUGGUCCGUGGUAUGAGCACCCGUAAGGGUACUGUCAAGUUCUUGGAUGACAUCCUGAGGGAUGUUGCCGACAAGAUGCACGAAGUCAUGAAGGGCAAUGCCGAGAAGUACGCCCAGGUCGAGAACCCCGAAGAGACGGCGGAUAUUCUGGGUCUGACCUCGGUCAUGGUACAGGACAUGACCGGAAAACGUAUCAACGGUUAUGACUUCAACCUCGAUGCGAUGACCUCAUUCGAGGGUGACACCGGUCCCUACCUGCAGUACGCACAUGCCCGUCUCUGCUCCAUUGUCCGCAAGUCGGGCCUGAACGUUGAAGAGCUGGGCUCUGCCAACCUUGACCUCCUGACGGAGAGCCACGCCAUCGAUCUCGUCCGUCUGCUAGCGACCUGGCCAGAUGUGCUGCUGAACACUACCAAGACGCUUGAGCCAACCACCAUCAUCACCUACCUAUUCCGUAUGACACACAUCCUCAGCUCCAGCUACGACGUGCUCAAGGUUGUGGGAAGCGAGCCCGAGCUCAAGAAGGCCCGUAUGGCACUGUACGAGGCGGCCAGGCAAGUAUUGCACAACGGUAUGAGGGUUCUGGGUCUCAGCCCUGUUGAACGGAGCAUCUCAGGGACGAUCAGUCCCGAUCUGGAGAGAAAUGAUGGAAACAAGUUUCUGGUCAAUCAUACAGUCCACAACUUCGCCUGGAAUGACUUGACGGUCACCGUCAAGGACCGCCGGACGAAGCAGCCCCUCAACCUGAUUGAGGGUAUCAGCGGGAGUAUCCAUCAGGGUGAAUUGGUUGCUUUGAUGGGCCCCUCAGGAUGCGGCAAGACGACUUUGCUCAAUGUGCUCGCGCGCCGGGCAGCUACAUCGGGCGCGAAGACCACGGGGGAAUGCUACGUUAAUAGUGGGAAGCUCGACAAUGCCACCUUUGGCCGGAUCACUUCCUACGUGGAGCAGGAGGACGCUCUGAUCGGCUCAUUGACGGUGCAGGAGACGCUGAAGUUUGCCGCUGACCUUUCGCUGCCAGGCUCUGUUUCAAAAACGCAGCGGCGUGACCGUAUCCAGACUCUAUUGGAGUCUUUUGGUAUUCAAAAUCAGGCUGCGACGCUGGUCGGAACUCCAAUCCGAAAGGGAAUCAGCGGGGGUCAGAAACGGAGAGUAAGCGUGGCAAGCCAACUAAUCACCUGCCCGAAGAUUCUGUUUCUGGAUGAGCCGACUAGCGGUCUGGACUCGACGGCGAGUUACGAGGUGAUUUCUUAUGUCAAGGAAUUGGCGGUAGCGAGCAAUCUCAUCAUCAUCGCAAGCAUCCAUCAGCCGUCGACGACCACCUUUCAACUCUUCGACAAGUUGCUUCUUCUGUCCAAGGGCAAGACCUGCUAUUUCGGCCCCGUCCCCCAUGUAUCGACCUACUUCAACAGCAUCGGCCAUCCCAUCCCCCCAAACACGAACCCCGCAGAGUUCAUUCUCGACAUUGUCAGCUCCGACUUCUCCGAUGCCAAAGGAGCCAAUGCCGUGGAGCGAGUGCAGCACAUCCAGGAAUCCUGGUUGCAGUCCGGCGAGCGGAGCGCCGUGAACGCCCACGUCUCGCAGUUGAUUGAGCACCCCGAAAAGGACGGGAAGAGGAUCGCGAUGGAAGAGCUCUCUCGGCCGAACGCUGCGAGUAUCACCUGGUCACUUUUGCACCGCUCUUUCAUCAAGAGCUACCGCGACGUUGUGGCGUAUGGCAUCCGCAUUGUCAUGUAUCUGGGACUGGCCAUCAUGAUGGGCACCGUCUGGCUACGUCUACAUGAAUCACAAGAGUACAUCCAGCCCUUCAUCAACGCAAUUUUCUUCGGAUCCGCCUUCAUGAGCUUCAUGGCCGUGGCCUACGUGCCCGCCUUUCUCGAAGACCGAGCAACCUUCAUCAAGGAGCGAGCAAACGGCCUCUACGGUGCCCUCCCAUUCAUGGUCUCCAACUUUAUCAUCGGCCUUCCUUUCCUCUUCCUAAUCUCAAUCCUCUUCUCCAUCGUCGCCUACUGGCUUUCCAACUUCCGCCCAGACGCGGUCGCCUUCUUCAGAUGGGUCAUGUGGCUCUUCCUCGAUCUCCUGGCCGCCGAAUCCCUCGUCGUCUUCGUCACCUCCAUCUUCCCCAACUUCGUCAUCUCGCUUGCCCUCGUCGCCUUCGCAAACGGCCUCUGGAUGAGCGUCGGCGGGUUCCUCGUCUCCCCGACGAUCCUCAACCCCUUCUGGAAAUAUGUCUUCCAUUAUAUUGAUUAUCAGGCAUACGUCUUCCAGGGUAUGAUGGUCAACGAGCUCUCGCACAGAACGUACUCCUGCGGCCAGGGGUGCAACUGCAUGUACCAGACCGAUCUUGCGUCGCAGUGCCGCAUCCGAGGAACGGGCGUGCUCGAAACGUAUGGGUAUGCGACUGGGCGGACGGGGAAGUGGGUGGGGAUUCUGAUUGGGAUUAUCGCCGUGUAUAGGCUUUUCGGGUGGAUUGUCCUGGUUCUGAGACGGAGCUGA
This is a messenger RNA of Aspergillus thermomutatus, 4041 nucleotides long. RefSeq lists its product as uncharacterized. The record is from RefSeq and is a predicted model, not a curated record. Gene Ontology annotation, molecular function: ATP binding; ATP hydrolysis activity; arginine-tRNA ligase activity. The coding region runs from base 1 to 4041 and encodes 1346 amino acids. NCBI's taxonomy places the organism in Eukaryota, Fungi, Ascomycota, Eurotiomycetes, Eurotiales, Aspergillaceae. Gene Ontology annotation, biological process: mitochondrial translation; arginyl-tRNA aminoacylation. The transcript is spliced from 11 exons. Gene Ontology annotation, cellular component: mitochondrion; cytoplasm; membrane.